Molecule: messenger RNA, 907 nt
Organism: Carya illinoinensis
Lineage: Eukaryota; Viridiplantae; Streptophyta; Magnoliopsida; Fagales; Juglandaceae
Exons: 3
Coding region: 98-616 (172 amino acids)
Source: RefSeq, a predicted model, not a curated record
CCUUCCUCAACUAUUUGCUAUAUACGGGCAAUACUGCAACACAUUUCACCUCGUGCAACAAAGAGGAGAGAAAAAAGUUCAACUUUAUUGCUGAAACAUGAUUACAAAUCCGAUAUUUCAAUCUCUUCUUAACACUACGACCUUCUUGGUCCCUGCAACUGUUCUGGGUUCUUCUCCUUUCUUGCAAAACCCCCUUGAAAAUUCAUGUAGAAAAGGCAGGGAACCCAAGGGUUACAGAGAGAGAAGGCUUGGUAAGAUGAGGGGAGAGGUUGUUUGCUGGGCAUUGCUCCCAGUUGAUCCAUGGGCACCCAACAUCGAUUCAGAGAGCAUAGCUUCGCAGCUUUUUGCUUUUUCUUUGUUUCCUUACCUCGGUUUCUUGUACUUCAUCACCAAAUCCAAGUCUUCUCCAAAGUUAACCCUUUUUGGGUUCUACUUCUUGCUCGCCUUUGUGGGGGCUACCAUUCCUGCUGGGAUUUAUGCUAAGGUACAUUAUGGUACUUCCUUAUCCAAUGUGGAUUGGUUACAUGGUGGAGCUGAGUCACUUCUUACUCUAACCAAUUUGUUUAUCGUAAUGGGGUUGAGAGAAGCUCUUCGGAGAGCUCAAGAUGCAAAAUAAAGCACAUCCAAUUAGGAGAGCUCAGGUGGUAUGGUUCUCAAUAUCUUCUAAAAUCUCUACAAUAAUCUGCUCUAUUCUAGCAGAUUUGGCUCCUCUUAUUGUCAUAUUUUUCACUCCAGAUUAAGCCCAAGUGGCUUCAGCUGCUGUGCUUUUGCUUGUGGUUGAGAUUUGUCGCCUUAACUAGAUGUACAAUAAAGAAUACGUUAAGUCAUUUGAUGUUGGUUCGUUUACAGAAUCUCUCUGGACGUAGAAUUAAGUCUCCAGUAAAUCAUUUUUUAUUUUCUUUCUUCA